Molecule: messenger RNA, 1065 nt
Organism: Hippopotamus amphibius kiboko
Lineage: Eukaryota; Metazoa; Chordata; Mammalia; Artiodactyla; Hippopotamidae
Gene: ISX
Product: intestine specific homeobox
Biological process (GO): regulation of transcription by RNA polymerase II
Molecular function (GO): DNA-binding transcription factor activity, RNA polymerase II-specific; RNA polymerase II transcription regulatory region sequence-specific DNA binding
Source: RefSeq, a predicted model, not a curated record
AUGUCCAACUACAUUGACUGUGACAUAACUCUUUGCUGUGUUCUCCACUGGCCGCCACCUCAGGGUACCCGGCCUAGGCUGGGAACUGUGAAGGUGACCACCCUGGAGAAGACCCGUCGCAGCAGGAUUGAACCCAGUUUGGAAAUGGUGCCGGAGUUUCGGGAAAGGAAGGACGCCGCCCUCCAGUGGCAUCGGCCCCUCUGCUCUCCUUGCGACUGCCCACAGAGGGUGGUGGACCCUGCUCUCCAGGAGGGGAUGGAGAAGAAGAGCUCAGGGUGCUGUGAGGCCCCGAAGAAGCGGGGUCUGUCCUUCUCCAUCGAGGAGAUAUUAAAGAGGCCAGCUGAGAGGAGCGAUGUGGUCCGGCCGGAAGGGGCAGGUGGACAGGGCCCCAAGCAAGCGGCCGCUGCAGAUUCCGGGCCAGAGAGACCCCCGCAGGACCAAGCCCAAGAGGAGAGGAAGGGCAAGCGGAGGAUCCGAACCACCUUCACCACAGAGCAACUGCAGGAGCUGGAGAAGAUCUUCCACUUCACCCACUACCCCGACGUCCACAUCCGCAACCAGCUGGCGGCCAGGAUCAACCUCCCAGAAGCUCGGGUGCAGAUCUGGUUCCAGAAUCAGCGAGCCAAGUGGCGGAAGCAGGAGAAGACCUGCAGCCUUGGGGCUUCGAAGCUGCUGAGUGAGGCCGACUUGGCCCCGCCCACAACCCCGGAGAUGGCCGGCCGCCUGCUGCCGCCCCCUGCACCACUCAGGCUGGCUCCGCCCACAGGGUGCUAUCCACCGGCUCAAGGUCAGCUGGCCCCUGCGUGGCUCCCCACCCAGAUCGCCCUCCUCCCAUGCCACCCAUGGGAGACACAGCCUCUCCCGGGCCCUCUCACCAUCCAGCAGACCUGCAUCCCUACACUUUGCUUUUUUCCACCUCCGCACCCCAAAUGAGGCAGCAACUGUGCCACUUCCACACAGGGACUGGACAUCCUCUUCUUAGUGGAGCCGCUCUCCUCUCCAGGGUCCUUCUGCGUCAAGGCCAUGCUGGCCCAGGCAAAGAAGUCUGGUCGAGGAGCCCUCUGA